AUGGGAACGACGGCGGAGACCAGUUUUCUGAGAUGGCAGAUGCAGAUGCCGAAUUUGCCGCCAAGUGAAGCUGGGACAAAGAUCCGAGAUCUGCGGGUGUUUUCAGGCAAGCAACUGCGGAUGUACUACACUGUGGUGGGACGGGAGGAAUGGUGGUGGGUGAUGGACGAUUCCAUCGAUGCUAUUGGAGCCCAGCUGGAGAAGCAAGGCUACUGCAUCCUGGAUGGAUUCCUAACCAAUGAGCAAGUCAGGCAACUGCGCAGGGAGGUCCGAGAAUGCCACAGCGAGGGGCGCCUCACAGGGGGCGGCUUGGUGAACGGCCGACUGCCGUCCGCGGAUGACGCCAAGUAUGCGGACCGUGCCACCCGCGGUGAUGUCAUUGGCUGGUUCGAUCCGGAAGAAUGGCACCACGGCAAGGGCUUGGAGUCCUACCUGGUCAAGUUGGGCACGUUGGUCCAAGAGCUCGGUCGCCCGGUGAAGGAUCUGAAGAAGGUCACCUCGCGGUCCAAAGCUAUGGCCGCCUGCUACCCGGGCCACGGAGCGCGCUAUGUGAAGCACGUGGACAACGAUGAGAACCACCCCCUGUGCCGAACGCGGCUGUUGACCGCGCUGAUCUAUUUGAAUGAGAGUUGGCAACAAGGAGAUGGAGGUGAGCUUGCGAUCUUCGACGCCAACGACCCCAACAUCUUGCGUCAAACGGUGGCUCCGCAGCAGAACCGGCUGCUGCUCUUCUGGUCGGACAGGCGCACACCGCAUGAGGUGCUCCCCAGCGAGAAGUUGCGCUACUCGGUGACUGUCUGGCUCUUGGAUAAUACCAAGAAGGUCGAUCUCUCAGCGGGAUACCCCGAACCUGAGCGAUCGCCCCGCAAGUUGGCAACCGAGUCCUGCCCGUCCAGCUUGGGUCCGUCACAGGUGAGAUACACCUGGCACCUUGACGACUCUUCCUGGACCUUGGAGGUUCAACUGCCAUUGAGCGCCCCAGAGACCUGCCCCGUGCUGGACGUCUCCGAGGCGCAGGUGCGCCUCAGCGCCGAGGGCGGUCAGAUCUUGUGCGUGCCGCUGCCGGAGGGUGAGAUGGCAGCGCCUGUGCCCAAGUGGUUGAGGAAGAAACGCCUGCUGAGCAUGAAAUUUGCCAAGAUCAAUGGAGGUGUCGCCCCAGCGGUUUUUCCCUCGGCUCCCUCCUUCGCCGCGGACCUCGCGGAACGCGGCUGGGCCACGAUCGAUGGCUUCCUGCCGGGCCCGGUGGCGGAUGAGCUGCGACGCGUCGUGCUGGAGCAGAAAGCCGCGGGGAAGCUGUGCUAUGGGAAGAACCAGCAUGAAGGACCGGUGAGGGAAGAUGGGACCAAGUCGCCCAUGAAGAACGACGAAUACACCUUCCUGGAAGAUCCCAUUGGCAGUCUGCCCUCUGCCCUGCGACAGCUGACACAGCGCUGUAACCAGUUGUUGGCCAAGCUGUUGGUGACAGACCGCUUGGAGAAGUUACAGGGGAAGAACCUUUGGCAGGGUCAUCCGAUGCUUGCCGUGUACCCCGGCAACGGCGCUGCCUACGGUCGACAUUUGGACUCCACUGGCGGGCGACGGGGCAAUGGGCGUGUGCUGACACUGGUGCUGUACCUGAACCCUUUCUGGCAACCAGCCCACGGUGGCUGCUUGAGACUGUUGGAAGAGCUGGCAGAUGAGAGUGGGCCUGAAAUCGAACCGCUGCAUGGUCGAUUGGUGGGAUUCUUAUGUGAGGAUCAAAAUCCACAUGAAGUCUUACCCUGCUGGAGUGAACGCGUGGCCGUGACCAUUUGGUACUACGAUGCCGACCGACUUACGGAACGCUGUGAAGGGGAAAUUUCGGGUGUCUUUGAAGGUGGAUGCUUAGCGGUGAGCAUGGCAGGCGCUGAUUUAGCCGAGCAGAUCCGCAGCAAAGGCUCCUGGAAGGCAGCGCUGCAGCUGCUGGUGCCAGAGCUUCAAAAAAGGCAACCUGUAGAUCUACGCCUGGUGGGCCCCGUCUUGAGCGCCUGUACGCGACAAGCUGCGCCGUGGCCGAUUGCCUUGGCCCUGCUGGAGGCGUCAAAGCCGGGGCCCAUCGCGUACAACUCGGUGGCGAAUGCAUGUGAACGAUCUGGACACUGGCAACAGGCUCUAGCGGUCUUAGCCCGCAUGGGCUCUAUUCGUUUGGAAUUGGAUAGUUUUUCCUUCUGCACUCAGAUGUGCUCUUUGGCUGCCGGGCAGUUGUGGUCAGAGGCUCUGCAGCUGGAGCGGCGGUUGAUGGAACAUGGGGUGGAGCCGAAUACCAUUAUUUGCAGUGCUGCCAUCAAUGCUUGCGCGAAAGCGGGGCAAUGGAGGUGUGGCCUGCAGCUUCUGGGCACCAUGGUGGUGCAGGAAAUUCCCCGCAGCACCGUGACGUUCAGCUCAGCAAUCAGCGCCUGCGCACGGGCCGGGGCUUGGACGGUGGCUUUGAGUCUUCUAGGCGACAUGCGCAAGGAUCAAGUUGUUGCGGACACCAUUGUCUUCAGUGCUGCUAUGAGUGCUUGCGAGAAAGCCGGGCAAUGGACAGCAGCCCUGGACUUGUUUAGUCAGAUGCAGACGCUGGCGGUGCAACUGGAUACUGUGAGUGUGAGUGCCGUCAUCAGUGCAUGUGAAAAAGCUGCAGAAUGGGAGGCAGCGGUGCAUCUGCUGUCCCAGGCAGAUGACCUGGCUGCCACCGUGACGUUUUCAGCGGCCAUUUCGGCCUGUGAGAAAGCGGCGGAAUGGCGAGUGGCGUGUGCCCUGCUGCAGCAGCUGCGGAUGGCGGCGCUGCAACUGGAUGCCUUUCCCUUCAGUGCGGCCAUUGCGGCUUGCGCCAAAGUGGGUCAGUGGCAAGUCUCGCUGCGGAUUUUGCAGCAGAUGACGUCCCAUCAGGUGCUGGCAGAUGCUGCGACGGGCUCAGCGAUGAUUUCGGCAUGUAGCAAUGGAGGGGAGUGGAGAUGGGCCCUUCACCUGCUAGGCGCCUGUCCCCCUGACGUCUUUGCACAUAGCGCUGCCCUGAGCGCAUGUGAAGCGGCCGGGAAGUGGCAGCAUGCCCUUCAGCUGCUAUCUCUUAUGGUGCAGCAGACCCUUCCAGUCGACGGCAUCAGUGUGGGCGCUGUGGUGGGUGCGGUGCAGCGCACCCUGGGGGAGCCGGCAGCGGUGGAGCAACUGAAGGCGAUCUGCAAAGGGUGGCUGGAUGCUUCCGGCGACGCAAAGCUGAUGGAGGAGCUGUCGGGUUUAGAGGUGAUCCUUCAAGUCGAAGGCUUGGUGCUUCUGAACAAGGCUUCUGGCGUGUUGACUGAGGACCUGCUGGCAACGUUGCAGCAACGCCUGGAGCCAUGCCACGCCACAUGCAUCUCGCGGCUGGAUGCGGGGACCAGCGGCCUGCUGCCUGUGGCGCUGGAAGGUCCAAGUAGCCGAUGGUUCAAAGCCCAGUUUGCGGGGCGUUUGGCCAAGAAGCAGUACCUGUGCCUGUGUCACGGCUCGGGGGUGGUUGGAUCCGAACAGCUGAUCGCCUCACCCCUCCGCGUCGACGACGGCGCACCUGGCUUUGCGGCGCGCGCGCUGGUCGACGAGGAGCACGGGAGGGAGGCCGUCACGGUCUACAAGGUGCUGAAGCAGUACCGCCCCGGGCGAACGCGAACGGUCUACUCCUUGGUGGAGGCGAAACCCAAAACCGGACGAAUGCACCAGAUCAGAGCCCACAUGGCUAGCCUUGGCUGUCCCUUAGUGGGAGACCGACAGUACGGCCUCCAGCGUGUAGCUUGGUGUCAACGUCUCUUCCUUCAUUGCCUGCGACUGGAGCUCCUCGACUGGUCCAGUGAGGAGUUCAUUUCGCUGGAGGCAGCUCUGCCUGUGGAGCUGGCUGCGGUGCUGGAGAUGUUGGAACGCAGUGAGGCGGCGUUUCAAGAGCAUUGACCAAAGCUCGAGAGCUAUGCCAUGGCUGUGCCAUCAAAGGCAGGUCAUGUAGGUCAUCUCCAUCCAAAAGUCAGAAUUACUGUAGCGGAAAUAUGCUUGAUGGUUUCAGAC
This is a messenger RNA of Cladocopium goreaui, 4026 nucleotides long. Lineage: Eukaryota; Dinophyceae; Suessiales; Symbiodiniaceae. The record is from the annotation of a GenBank genome assembly.